CAAACGGAAAUACCACGAGAGUUUCCAUUGGACAAAUGCAUGUAAAUCCCUCCCCGUUUCGUUCUGUUUGGUUCCUAGUGAAUACACCCCUGGAAAUUGUCCUGGUGUGUGCUGCUGUCUAUUUCGCCCAUUCGUGCACAGCCCGAUUAGGGUGGCUAGAUUGAUACAUGUGUGUAUCACAUUUUUACCAUCGUUAUAUCUUAUGUCUUCUAUUUUUCAUCACCGGCUUCUCAUCGGAAACCAAACAUCUAGCUUGGGAGAGAAGAUUUGCAGUCUCGCCAAACAAUGAGUGAGUCCAGUAUCUGCCAGGCGCGGGCCACGGUCAUGCUGUACGAUGAUGCUAACAAGCGCUGGGUGCCAGCAGGCACAGGGGGCCAGGCCUUCAGCAGGGUCCAGAUCUACCACAACCCCGUGGCCAACACAUUCCGAGUGGUGGGACGCAAGAUUCAGGCCGACCAGCAGGUGGUGAUCAACUGUCCAAUCGUCAAGGGGCUGAAGUACAAUCAGGCCACAACCAACUUCCACCAGUGGCGGGACGCCCGGCAAGUGUGGGGGCUGAACUUCGGCAGCAAGGAGGACGCCACCCUCUUUGCCAAUGGCAUGAUGCACGCCCUGGAGGUGCUGAGUGCUCUCGGCGACUCGGGAUACUCCUCUCUCCCUCGCCCUGUCCAGAAUGGACCCUCCCCAGAGGAGCUGGAGCAGCAGAGGAGAAUGGAGCUGCAGAGGCAGGAGCAGCAGGAGAGAGAAAGACAGGCCGCAGCCAUCCCUCCUACAGCCCCACCCGCCCCGCAUGCCCCUCCCUCAGCCCCCGGUGGACCCCCACCUCCCCCAGGCCCGCCACCACCCCCAGGCCCCCCACCUGCUGGCCCYCCACCCCCACCUGGCCCCCCACCACCCCCUGGGUCCGGGGCCCCACCUGCCCCACCUCUGCCAGGAGGAGCAGGAGGAGGGGGGGAUGGAGAGGGUCUCGGUGGUCCCGGUGGACUAGCUGCUGCCCUGGCAGGAGCCAAACUACGCAAAUCCGCGAAGGAGGAUAGUGGUGCGGCGGCACUUCCUACAUCGGGAGGAGGAGGAGGAGGAGGAGGAGGUGGUGGGGGAGGAAAUCUGAUGGGGGAGAUGAGUGCCAUUCUGGCCCGACGGAAGAAAAUGUCAGAUAAUCCAGGCGCAAAGAAGGAUGAGCCCAGCAAUGAAGACUCCUCAAAGUCMUCAGGCCAAGGUGACACCCUCAGGAGACCGUGGGAGAAAUCCGCCACCAUGCCAAGGACUAACUCAACCACCAAGACCCAGGUGCAGGAGAGCAGCCCAAGCCCCACCACCUCUGUCCUUCCUCCCGUUCCCCCUUCUCCAUCCUCUAACCCAGUGUCCAGGAUGAAGGCAGUGAACAGCACCACGGACAGCACAGGCAGUGAAGACACAGAGAUGGAAAGAAUCAAACAGGACAUCCUUGAGGAAGUGAGAAAAGAGCUCCAUAAAGUGAAGGAUGAAAUAAUCUGUGCAUUUAUCCAGGAGCUACAAAAGAGAGGACCAGUAUAGUCUCUCAACAUACAGCCACUGAGGGGGGGGUGGAAGGGAGAGAUAGCCAUAUGGAGGGGUGGAUGGCUCAUAUAUUUCCUUCAAUGUUACACACACAUACCUAUACAUUUAGGACUGUACCAAUCGGCAGUCUUCCAAACUUUUUGGGGGGCUGUUUUUCUUGUUUGUCUUAUGGUUUCAAGAGCUCUGCUGUGCUGUGCUUCUCUCUCGCUCCACCAUCAUUGUCUACCUUACUCUACUCUACUCUCUCCCUGCCUCCCAAGUCAACGCCCAUAUCUUACCUGGAUAUAUCUGGCCUUACUUUUCACUAGUGCAGAGCAAGGUUUGGCUCAGUUCAAAUUGAAGGCAGUCAACUGAAAUUCCAAUUCAAUUAUUGAAAAAAGGGCAUCUAAUUUCAAUCACUUCUCAAUAAACUGAAAAGAAGAAGCUAUUUAUGUCAAAAGUUUUACACAUUUUGGAUUUUAAAUUCACUUUCUGAAUUUACUGACUUCAAUUCGAAUUGAGCCCAAACAUGMUGCAGAGAAUUCAGGGAAUAGUGUCAACCACACCAUCGAAACACAGUACAUUGUCAACAGUCGCACAUUUCAAAGUCUCACACCAACCUAUCUGUGGGGAAACGGUUCAGCUGCAGCGGUUGACCUCACGGUGGAGCUGUGAAACAGGAGAAUCGGAUCCGAGGGCCUGCCUUUUUCUGUAGUCUCUGUAUAACCCAGGAACAGUCGGGGAACUACAAAUUCCAGCUUGCAACAAUAAGAGAGAUCUGGUUAAAUAUAUGUAUGUCUGUCUACUAUACCUAAUAGGAGUAGGGUGAAGUUGUUCCUAGACCCUGAUCUUGGGUCAGUUUUGCAUUUUCUCCACUUAUGGUUAAGUUUGGGGGACAGGAAGCUAAUCCUAGAACUGUACUUAAGGAAACUUCAACCACCUUAUACUGCCACCUUAUACUGUAAUAGUGAACGGGUUGCCAACUCCUCUGAGCUCUUGCUACACCUCACAUCAAUUGGUUUUUUGUUUUUCAAACUCAGGGAUUAGAGGAAGCAUAGGACCGUCUGCAACAGGUCCUAUACUAGUCACCAUGCCCACUUCUCCUUAGCAUUUAGCACAGAGGACUGCAGCAGACCACCUAUGGAUAACAAACAGGUCCAAUCCUAAAUCAACCCCUAUCCCCUACAACCUUUGCCUCCCUUUUUCACUAGUGGGGUUGUGAGAAGAUUGGAUUUGUGUAAGCAAUAUGGCAUCCAACCAAUCAGAGAGCAUGUUGAAACUAUUACCAUAUUACUUAUGUCUAUCUUAUCCUUUCAGAUCUCCACAAGUGCAUAGGGUCAGGGGUCGAUUUUGGUAUACGGUGACAAUUCUCACCUAGUCACAGAAACAGAAUGAUUAGAAUGGGCAUUAUCCUCUAAAAGCAAUUAGCUAUUGCCGAUAGGAUCUUAGAUUAUUUUAAUUGUAUCUAUUUAAGAAUGAAGAAUGAAUUCUUAAGCACUCCAAUGUCUGUGACAUUUCCGAGCUCCCUGUGCAGCACAUCCAACAGGUUGCCAACCAUAUCCAUUUCCCAAUGAUAUGGGGAACCAUGCCUGUUCUGUCCAUUCUUUUUCUACACUCCUAAAACUGCCUACUCUUCWAGUAACCGCAUAAGAAAAGGGGAGAGAGGGGAGAGGAGGAGAGCAGGUAGGGGACUGUACCUGGUAUGAUUCUGCUGCAGUGCAGGUAACUGCUACAUAUCACUGUGCGACAGGGACUCUUACUCGACUUUGUAUGUUCUUAUAAAGAUACUUAAUACCCAUUAUGUUAGCUGCCUCUGUGGCCUCGUCCGAUAGAGAUGCCAAUCUUUGCUAAUGCAAAUCUGCCUCACCUCUUGAGCACUCUUACAAUCCUAUAGUUUAAGCUAAAAAAAAAUGUAGUACUUAAAAAAAUCCUUAUGGUUUUCUAUUUCCAUUGGAAAUUCUGUGGUAAUGAAAAUAGAAGYCCACUGGGCAAAAACUGGUUGAAUCAACGUUGUUUCCAUGUCAUUUCAACAACAACAAAAUCUAUGUGAGGAGGUUGAGUCAACAUGGAAUACUGAUUGGAUUUGCAAAAAAAUCAUGAUCUUAAGGGAAUUAUCUUUUUCUUUCACCCAACUUUUUGUCUAAAUCCAAUGACAUGGUGACAUUUGUUUAUUUCACGUUGAAUUCACAUUAGUUGACAACUCAACCAAAUGUAAAUCAAAACUAAACAUUGAAAUUAAGUCUGUUCCCAGUGGGAGGAAUCUUUUGAUUUAUUUUUAGAUACAUUAUAAUUGUUAUUUUGGAUUUAUUGAAGGUGAUUUUCUAUUAUUAGAGUGAAGGAUUUUUACACUGAAAUGUUGUGUGAGAGAAAAUGCUGUAAAGACACUGGAUUGGAGAUGCCUUUCUGGUCAAAUACAGCUGCUUCUUGAAUCAAA
Salvelinus sp. IW2-2015 is the source of this 3949-nucleotide messenger RNA. Its product is annotated as vasodilator-stimulated phosphoprotein. The record is from RefSeq and is a predicted model, not a curated record. NCBI's taxonomy places the organism in Eukaryota, Metazoa, Chordata, Actinopteri, Salmoniformes, Salmonidae. Gene Ontology annotation, biological process: actin cytoskeleton organization; axon guidance; neural tube closure. Gene Ontology annotation, molecular function: profilin binding; SH3 domain binding.